UUGGCACCUUUCUGUGUACAGCGGACAUGUAACAAGGACCAGAGUGCGCACUCAUUUAUUGGAUGCGCCACAAGGAGUUGGUGAUAACAUGGUUCAGUUGCUUCACAGCGGGGGGACGGAAUAAACAAGCUCUGUUUGGACUUGAAUGGACGAGACAACGCUCUAAAGCUGCCUACAAGUGGAAAAAAUACUCAAGUUAUUGCUGCGGAAUAAAAGAUCGUCAUCAACUUACGUUUACAGCAUCAGGAGUGACAGUAUGAGUUCUGCAGGUUCUCCCAAAGGAUGUGGCCCCAGCGUCAGCUCUGUGUACUAUAACCUAUGUGACCUGACCACUGUUUGGGGGGUUGUAGUUGAGGCUCUAGCGGCAGGUGGCAUACUUACCUCAAUUAUUCUGUUCAUCACACUUAUGGGCUCCCUACCAUUUGUAAGUGACAAGAGACGCAAAGGCAUGGUGGCACUACAAGCUGGUGUUCUUAUUUUCAUUUUGGGACUAUUUGGUCUCACAUUUGCAUUCAUCGUAGGGAAAUAUUCCACUACCUGCUCAGCUCGGAGGUUCCUAUUUGGUGUGUUGUUCUCGGGGUGCCUUGCCUGUCUGGUGAUGCAUGGACUGUGGCUUGCACUGCUAGAUAAACAUGGUAAAGGUCCCAGAAGUUGGACAUUUUGCCUUGGUGCUCUGGGACUUUGGCUGGUGGAAGUCAUCAUCAAUACAGAAUGGCUCAUUUUAACUGUAGCUAGAAAUCCCACCAAUGCUGACCCAUACUUGUCUUGCAUUAUAACCAACACAGAUUUUGUCAUGUCCCUUAUAUAUGUUAUGGUUUUGCUGUUGGCAGUGGUGGCAAUGGCUGCCCCAUCUGUCAAACACAAAAACAAGCAAUGGCGCACAGAUGGAACCUUCAUUCUGUUAUCAGGUCUUUUUACAUUGGCAAUAUGGGUGGCUUGGAUAGUUAUGUACCUUUACGGCAAUGGGGCUAUUGGAAAUCCCACAUGGGAUGACCCAACCUUGGCAGUAGCAGUGGUGUCAAACGCUUGGGUGUUCCUCUUCUCCUACACGAUCCCAGAGAUCUGCCUUUUGGCCAGGGAGGGUCCAGAGCAAGAGCAGCCCCCUGAUGGAGAGCACAUCUAUCCUACUCGAAGUCUGGCAUAUGACAACAUCACCAAAGAUGUGGACGAACCAGCACAAAAUCUGUAUCUGGAAAACAAGGCAUUCUCCAUGGACGAAUCUCCAGAAACAUCAAAAUCACCAUAUGCAGCUUUUAAUGGUCAGUUAAGAAAGGCCGUCUACCAGCCUACUGAAAUAGCUCUUAUUGCUAAGGGUCUUACUAUGAUAGAUCAAGAAAUCAAGAUCCCAAGAGCCAACACUCCAAGAGCCAACACCCCCGUUUAAAUCCAGGAAGCAGUUCGUUGUCUAUUCCAUCUCUGGAAUAGUCCGUGCCAUUACUGAUUUCUUCGUGUUUUAAAGAUAGCAAGCAUUUCAAUUUCAAUGUUAAGUGGAAUAGACCCCGAAGUGUAUUUUCUCUAAAAGUGUUUUUCUGUGUAAGCAAUAGUAAAUAAUUAUCAUUUGCUACUUGCUAAAUUAGUUAGUUCCAGUAUUUGGAAUAUAUUUGGCUUCAAAUAAUAUUUAGCAUUUUAAUUUAUUAAAAUAGAACAAAGUGUUCUUUUGAAGACACAAAAUGGAGGAUGAUGCGAAACUAAAAUUCAUGUAAAUGUUGCAGGUAUAGUGUAUGCAAACUGCAUCACUCAUUUACAGGUUUGUAAAUGAGCAUGUUUUCUAACUGAGCAGUAAAAUGAUUACAAUAAACAAAAGAAGUCAUUGGAUUGUGCCAAGUGGUAAACUUGGAAACCAGAGAAGCUAAUAAAAUGGUUUACUAAAUUUAUUUAAAUAAGCAUCAGAUUAUGGUUAAAUCACUUUAAUUCAAUCGAGUUUUUACACACAAUAUAAUGGAGUUUUGCAGUGUUACCAAUAGGAUUAGCGAGAACACAGUACUGGAGACUUCUCAUCCUGUGCAUGAAGCUGUCUUGUGCACAUGGUUAAAUGACCCUUCAGUUACCUCAGGGAACCACCAGUCACUGGCAGCUGGUCCCUUAUGAUCUGUCACCGGGACAACCGGAGUGGACAAACAGAGCUGAUUGUUUAAUGGGUCAACUCCAACUAAAGACCAGCUACUGGUCUAAAUAUAAUAAUGAUACAUAAUAAAAUAUAAAUAUUUUAUGCUUUGUGUAGGACGAAGAGAAGAGUGUUCACAAAAUAAAGUGAGUGAAAUCUUCAGGGAAUUAUACGUGUACAUUUGUGCCAGCAUCAGAAACCAUUGUAGAGAAUGCUGACUUACAUGAUUGACUAAACAACUAAACAACAUUUUAAUGUUUGAAAUAAAAAUAUUAAUCUU
Messenger RNA from Boleophthalmus pectinirostris (great blue-spotted mudskipper), 2384 nucleotides. RefSeq names its product G-protein coupled receptor family C group 5 member C-like. Gene Ontology annotation, molecular function: G protein-coupled receptor activity; protein kinase activator activity. The record is from RefSeq and is a predicted model, not a curated record. Bases 257 to 1384 code for a protein of 375 amino acids. Gene Ontology annotation, biological process: G protein-coupled receptor signaling pathway. Lineage: Eukaryota; Metazoa; Chordata; Actinopteri; Gobiiformes; Gobiidae. The transcript is spliced from 4 exons. Gene Ontology annotation, cellular component: signaling receptor complex; plasma membrane; intracellular membrane-bounded organelle.